AUGGUGAGCGAGGACACCGAGAAGGUGAUUGCAUCGCUGCUCGAUGAGCUCGUGGCCGAGGUUGCCGAGGUGGCGGAAGUUCGUGACGAGGCGGAUGAGGAAGAGCUUCAGAAGGAGCUGGAGAAGCUGGUGAUUGAGCGUAGCAGCUCGCCGUUGCUCGAGGACACCGGCACAUGCGAGGCCGCCGAGCUCGAGCUGCGCGCAGACGGCUACGGCGCGGCACGCGGCGACGACGACGGGCCGCAGGUCUACAGCCUGCCGUUGAACGAGCUGCGGCGGCGCGUGGCCGACGGCGAGGACGCGUGGCCGGGCGAGGCGCAGAUGGCGUGGGAUCAGCGCGUGAUGCGCGAUCUAUGA
Emiliania huxleyi CCMP1516 is the source of this 357-nucleotide messenger RNA. RefSeq lists its product as hypothetical. The record is from RefSeq and is a predicted model, not a curated record. The transcript has 2 exons. NCBI's taxonomy places the organism in Eukaryota, Haptophyta, Isochrysidales, Noelaerhabdaceae. Bases 1 to 357 code for a protein of 118 amino acids.